Ostertagia ostertagi is the source of this 831-nucleotide messenger RNA. The record is from the annotation of a GenBank genome assembly. Lineage: Eukaryota; Metazoa; Nematoda; Chromadorea; Rhabditida; Trichostrongylidae.
AUGAAGCGGUUGGCGGGCAAGGUGGCCAUCGUGACGGGGGGCGCGAGCGGCAUGGGCCGCGCGACCGUGAUGCGUUUUCUUGCCGAGGGCGCGAAGGUGAUCGUGGCCGACCUCAACGAGGCCAAUGGCGCCGAGACGCUGGCGGUCGCCAGGGCGCAGGGCCAUGGCGACGCUGUCGGCUUCGUGCGCUGCGACGUGGCGAAGGAGAGCGAUGUCGCGGCGAUGGUCGCCGAGGCUAAAAGCCGGUUCGGCCGGCUCGACAUCGCCUAUCUCAAUGCCGGCGUCGGCGGCGCGUUCGGACCGAUUGCCGAGACCAGCGUCGAGGACUGGGAUUAUACGUUCGCGGUGCUGACGCGUUCGGUGUUCCUCGGUAUGAAGCACGCUUCGCAGGCGAUGAAGGAACACGGAGAUGGUGGCGUGAUCCUCGUCACGGCUUCGAUCGCCGGCAUGGUGGGCGGCGGCGGUAGCCACGCCUAUUCGGCGGCCAAGGCGGCCUGCAUCAGCCUGAUCGAGAAUGUCGCGACCGAGCUGGGACCGGAUCGCAUCCGCGUGGUCGGCAUCGCGCCCGGCGUGAUCUCGACGCCUCUGGUCCAUCGCGGCCGUCCCGACAAGUACGAGAAGCAGUUCAACCAGCAACCCUGGCCCGACCGCGGCGAGCCCGAGCACAUCGCCGAUGUCGCGACUUUCCUGGCCUCCGACGAGGCGCGUUUCAUCACCGGCGAGACGGUGAAGGUGGAUGGCGGCCUGCUGGCCCAGGGCGUCGCGCUCUGGGGCACCGGCAGCGACAACACCUUCAUGAAGAGCGCCGGCGUCAACCGCGGAACGACCGGC